AUGGAGAAACGCGACAUGAGUCCUUCCAUCGCCGACUCCCAGGAGAUCGAAUCGCUAUAUCUGGAACUAGACACGCCGCUCCCCACACCAUGUAUCUCUCUGCCACCAGGACCAGGCCAAUCCGCGGCGCCUGAACCACCAAAUCUGGAAAAAUACACAUCGCCGUUUUUGUGGCCGCGAUGGCGCAAGUCCCUUAUGACGUAUAUUUCUUGCGCUGUGACGGCUCUGGCUGGUUAUUCGGCUGGCGAGGUUAGCCCGGCAUCAGAUGAACUGUGCAAAGAAUGGGGCAUCAGUUCUGUUGUCUACAACCUCAGUAUCACCCUCUUUUGUGUUGGGUUCGCCCUGGCCCCUAUGGUUCUCGCACCCUUUUCAGAAAUCAAUGGUCGACGCCCCAUCUUCAUUGCCAGUGGAGUCCUGUUCGUUGCUUGCUUACUGGCAUGUGGAGGAACUCACAUUUUUGCCGGCUUGCUUAUUGCCCGUUUUUUCCAGGGCGUGGGUGGCUCGACAUUUUCCACUAUGGUCGGCGGUGUCAUCAGCGAUAUCUACCACGCUGAGGACCGAAACACACCGAUGGCCCUCUUUUCAGGAUCUGCGCUAUUCGGAACUGGCCUUGCGCCCCUGCUAGCAGGCGCCGUGGUCACGCAUACCUCCUGGCGUUGGAUCUACUACUCACAUGCCAUGGUUUCGGCUGUCUUUGUCGUUAUCAUAUUUUUCUUCUUCAAAGAGACCCGCGGCAGUGUUCUGUUGAGCCGGAAGGCAAAGGCCCUCAAUGCCUACUACGAACAGUUGGAGAAGGCAGGCCACCACGGCGUCUUCAUGUCUAGUGACGACUCAUCUGAAAAGGUAGUGAAGCGGAUUCGAUGGAAAGUCAAGAGUGACGAGCAGCGUGAUUCCUUGGCUACUAUGAUUCAGAUCUCCGUCUACCGGCCGUUUCACAUGCUUGUCACAGAGCCUGUCGUUUUCUUUUUCUCUGUCUGGGUUUCUUUCAGUUGGGCCACAUUGUAUCUUCAAUUCAGUUCCGUCCCUCUGGUCUUCCGCACGAACCAUGGAUUUAACGUUGAGCAGACUGGAGCUGUGUUCACCGCUAUGUGUGUCGGUGUUGUCCUCAUCACGAUCAUAAGUAUAACGCAAGAAAAAAUCGCAGCGCGAUUCGGAAAGCUCUCCUCGUCCGCCGAAGGCCGACUGUAUUUCGUCUGCGUGGAAUCCAUAUUGCUACCUAUCGGCCUGUUCUGGUUCGGGUGGUCAUCGUUUCCCUCCGUGCACUGGAUCGUACCCUCGAUGGCUGUGGGCUGUGCGACUAUGGGUAUCUUUUCAAUUUAUUUGGCUACUUUCAACUACCUGGCAGAUGUCUACCACAGAUACGCCAGCUCAGCAAUUGCCGCGCAGUCUUGCUGCCGUAAUCUUCUUGGUGGAGUUUUCCCACUGGUGACAACUGCAAUGUUUACGAACCUGGGAUUUCCCGAGGCCUCGAGUCUUCUCGGUGCUAUUGGUGCUGUACUUACCCUCGUACCUUGGGUCCUAGCCUUUUAUGGACCAAGAAUUCGGGCAAAUAGCAAAAUGGCCAGCGAUCUUGCUCAUUAA
Molecule: messenger RNA, 1581 nt
Organism: Penicillium cosmopolitanum
Lineage: Eukaryota; Fungi; Ascomycota; Eurotiomycetes; Eurotiales; Aspergillaceae
Product: Major facilitator superfamily domain general substrate transporter
Exons: 8
Coding region: 1-1581 (526 amino acids)
Biological process (GO): transmembrane transport
Molecular function (GO): transmembrane transporter activity
Source: RefSeq, a predicted model, not a curated record